Messenger RNA from Paramuricea clavata, 3196 nucleotides. The record is from the annotation of a GenBank genome assembly. NCBI's taxonomy places the organism in Eukaryota, Metazoa, Cnidaria, Anthozoa, Malacalcyonacea, Plexauridae.
AUGAAAGAAGAUGUCCAAGAAUAUGUAAGUUUAUAGAAAUACUAUUAGUUAAUGGGUUGCAAUAACAAAAUUUAGUAUAAUUACAUAGGUGAUUAUUGAAAAUUCUCCACGCUGAUUGGUUGCCGUUGAGGUGAUUAUCACGCGAUAAUCACCUAAGCGAUUUUUAAAAUGGCGGCCGAAGCCUUUUUGUCAAUUAAAUGACGAAGAAAUGUGUAUUUUCUUAUUUUUCCAAAUAAUCACCUAUGAAAUUAUACUAAAACAAUUAUUCGCCUCAGGCUCGGUGAUUAUCGUGAAUAAAAACCUCGACUUCGUCUCGGUUUUUAUUCACCGAUAAUCACCUCGCCUUCGGCGAAUAAUUGUUAAGUAUUAAUCCAUAUUACUUGUCAGGAGAUAAUCGUUCUAAGAAAUUACAGGCGUGCUUUUACUAAACAGUGGAUAUUUCUAAUAUAGAUCACAUCAUGUCAUCAAUUCCAGAUUUAUAGCAAGCUAAAAACACAAGCGCUAGAGCUUAUCCCGAUAAAAGUGAAUGAGGCAUUGGAGUUAGUUGGAAUAGAUUUGAUUGGUGAGUACAAGCAGGAGUUAAAAUGAAAUUCUUUUUUAUACAGUGUAGCUUAGUUUCUUCCAUUAUCCAGUAAUGCCUCAUUAAUUAAAAUGUUUCAUUAUGCUUUCAAGGGCCACUGCCAACAACUGCAGAAGGUUACAAGUAUGUAUGCACCUUCAGAGACCAUUAUACAAAAUUUGUGGAUUUUUUUCCCAUCAAAAGCAAAGCUGCAGAUGGUGUUGCAAAAUGCAUAAAGAAAUUUACGUGCAGGAAACUUAUGGAACAAUUUACUAUUGAUUGGGUUGUGAACUAUUGUGUACUAAGGAAGAGGUUAUUUGGCUGGCUCAGAGUGACAAAACGUAACGACAAAGCAACGGUUUACGAACACCAACUCUAUUCCAAACAUUAACUCUAACCUUAUCCUACUCCAAGUUUGAUUCUAAACCAAUCUUGAAGAAAACAUGUUUGACGAAAUGUCAUUCUGAGGUCAGCGAAUUAACUUCUUCUGUGUACUAAAGGGUGUGAAAAUAUGAAAAUUACAUCUAGCAAGAAUUUGGGUUUUUUCAUUAUCUUUAUGUGGGGUGCACCUGCACCGCUGCUGUCGGGCCAGGGGAGAGAAUUUGUAGCAAAAGUGAAUGAUGAAGUCUGCAGAGAAUUUGGCAUCAAACAAUCAGUGACCAAUGCCUAUCAUCCUCAAACAAAUGGCUUGGACGAAAGAACAAACCAAACAUUGAAGCAAAGUUUAUCUAAACUUGUGAAUGAGCAUCAGAAUAAUUGGUGUGACUUUCUGGAUAAAGUUGCUUAUUCCAUUAGAACGCAGAAGCAAGCUUCGACAAAAUACACACUAUAUUUUAUUUGAUGUUUGAUUGAAAUCCAAAUUCAGCUCAAAUGGUAUUUAAAAUAUAAUACAUUAUAACUGUAUAUGUUUCAUACUUGAAUAACUUAAUUGAAUAGUAGGCGCCCUACAUUCAUUUUUGUUUUGCUUUUAAAUUGGCACCUUUUAAAAGUUAGGAGACUCUGCGGUCUGCCGAAAGUUAUUUUGACAACAUCUAAAUGAAGUUCAUUCACUUCAUGUAAUAACAAUUAAAUAAAACAAAAAGUGCAAACAAUACUUAGCUGGCAUUGCCGUAUUAAAACGAAUUUACGGCUGUACACACGCUACCGUUUCAGAGAGAUAAAGAUAUUUAGCCUCUCUUUUUUCCUCAGCUAGUGUAAAAUAACACCCUUUUUAUAAAUGGUGCAACAUGUUUUGUACUCAUGCAAAAUUGUAAUUGCUUAUAGAUUACAGUUGUGGAGGGUAAUUCAUCUGCUCCUGAAAGAACAGAAGACCUGCUGGACCACGAAACUGGUGAAAGGAUAGCAAAAUCUGAAGCCACUCGCCAGCAAGUAUGUACAAUUAGAAGAAUUAGCCCUUUAGUGCACAAUGGUAAAAAUACAUUUAUUUACAAUUGUUGUACCUUUUGUGUAGGUUCUGAGCAAUGUCGAACUCGCUCAAGAAAAACAGAAAAUACAGUAUGAAAAGAGAAAGGCGAAGGGAGUGAAAACUUUUGAAAUUAAAGUUGGUGACACAGUUUAUAAACGACAGAUGAAAAACGUAUCCAGGAAAGGUGGAAAGAUGGAACCUGGUUGGAUGUGCCCAUAUAGGUACUAAAAUAAAUUAACCAUUAUAAUGCAAGACCCUUCCCUCCAGGUGAUCUGACGGUGAGCAAAAGGACUGGGAUUAGCAACAGAAUAGAAAUCCAGUUUCUUACCUUUAAUCAUGUGUCACGCCCUAAAUGAUAUAUCAUGCAUCAUCACUGAAAGCUUCCUAACCCCAAAAUAGUUACCGUAUCUUAAGUCACUCACAGUGAGGCUGAGUAAUUUCAUUCAGGAAAUUAACUACUUUUAUCACUGUUUAAGGGUCACAGAAAUUGACAACAUGCAAAGGGCAACCCUUGUUCCCUUUAAGGAUGAUAAGGAUGAUCCCUUUAACGAUAUCAGCAACACUGCUGCCCCAGCAAAGGGUAACAGCAAAAAAGUUAAAAGAGGUCGCAAACCCAAUGGUGUGUGGAAAUGCACAGCAAAUGGAAAUCCUGAAGAGUUGGUAUUAACCAUAAUGGAAGAAGACUACUGGCUUACCGAUGAACAUAUUGACCAUGCACAAUGGUUAUUGUCAAAACAAUUCCCAGACUCAAAAGGGCUACAUUCAGUUUUGGCCUUGGAAAGCAAACCCCCUAAAGUCCAGAAAGGUGACAAAGACUUUGUUCAAAUACUACAUGUUGGAGGAAAUCACUGGUUAAAGUCUUCGAUUCUCUUCGUCAAAAACUUUCAAAGAAAGAGAAACAAAAUUUUGUUCAUGCUUAGCAGAGCUGCUCAACACCAGCUCAUCAAAUAUGGUCAUUGAGUGGCCAUCAAUGCAAAGACAAAGAGGUGAAUCCGAUUGUGGCCUUUUUUGUGGCAGUUGCAACUAGUCUUCUCAACGGAGAAGACCCAGGUUCCAAGAGCUAUGACCACAGUGUCAUGAGAGGACAUUUGGCUGUUUGCUUCCACUGCGAAGAAUUGGCUGUAUUCCCAGCAUCAUCAUCAAAAUGUGUGAAUAAUGAUAAAAAGGAAGAAACUAUUGAGGUACAGUAUUCUGCCAUUGCAGAAUGCCAUUCAAAAAUGGUGAUUUCAUGA